Fimicolochytrium jonesii is the source of this 2307-nucleotide messenger RNA. Its product is annotated as pre-RNA processing PIH1/Nop17-domain-containing protein. The transcript is spliced from 6 exons. Gene Ontology annotation, biological process: axonemal dynein complex assembly. The coding region runs from base 285 to 2129 and encodes 614 amino acids. Gene Ontology annotation, cellular component: cytoplasm. Lineage: Eukaryota; Fungi; Chytridiomycota; Chytridiomycetes; Spizellomycetales; Powellomycetaceae. The record is from RefSeq and is a predicted model, not a curated record.
CGUCGGCCGAACUGCAUAUUGCGGAUUCACUCCGACGUUGAGCCUUGCCCCACCCCAUACGCUUGAUCGUAUACUGAUAUACCCGCUACAGCUGCUGCACCACCUUCGAUAAUCACUUCCGCCACACAAACGAACUGUCUAACUGCAUACAAAGCGACCGAACCUCGUCAGCCUCGUAUCCGCAACCUCCGCUAUAAGAAAACUCUCGUGAGCCGUCUAAGAAGAAACAGAAAGAACCGCACCUCUUUUUCCCAUUUCGGAAUCCCCACAUCCCCUCGUUCAUCAUGGCUACCGCUCAGGAUCGCAAGGAGAAGCUUGAUAUCUCGCCUGCGGAAUUCGAGAAAAUCCAAGAAUCCCUCAAAAACAAAGAGUUUCGCGACCUGUUCAUGGACUAUGUCAACGAGAUAUCUGACCCUGCUAACCGUGAGCUCUACGAAGCCGAACUAACCCAACUCGAAUCCGAACGGGGCAACAACGUCCGCUUCAUCACCCCCACACCCGGCCACGUCCUCAAAACCCGCUUCCUCACCGGCGCCCCCGCCCCCCCUGCGGGAUCCACAUCCACUGUGGAGAGGACAGAUAAGGUGUUUAUCAACAUGUGCACUUCGAAGGAGAUCCAGCAGGCGUUUGCGGAGCGGAAGGCGAAGGGUGGGGUGAAGGGUGGGAACGGUAAUGGUAAUGGGAAUGGGAGUGGGGGAAAGAAGGGACAGCAUUGGAAGAUUCCGCAUAGUAUUAAUAAGGGGAGGGAGGAUUUUGAUCAUGCCGGAAAAGUAUGCACAGUCUAUGACUGCAUCUUCCACCCCGUCACCUACGCACAGGGCGUCAAGAGCUCGGCUUUCCAGGCGAUGCUGGCCGCGACCGCCAUCGAAGGCGUCGAGCGCGAGUUUGGCGUCAAGUUGGAUCGACGCUACAAAACCCCCCGUAUGUCCUUCAAAGGCCGCCCCAUCUCCACGGUCAUCCGCACCGCCGCCGACGGAGGAGCUGCUGCGUCUACACCUACCGACCAGAAGACAUCACUCCCCUCGCUAGCAGCGUUGACGAAUAUCGCGGGACAGACGCUCGCGCCACCACCUGCGCCGGGAACAGUCCAGGCACCUGCUGCGGAGGCGGCCUCGGAACCGUAUGGCGGGUUAAGGGAGACGGGGAGUACAACGCGGGCUGGGGUUGAGGCGUUGACUACAGCCACCGCGGAGGUAGAUCAGCCAAAAGGGAGCGACGCACAUGAUACCGAAAAGGGACAGCCGUCAGCCAUUACGCCAAGUUACACCAUAACCCACCGCGCAACACGCAACGAUUACCAAACCUACACCACCGAGCGGGUCGUGAGACGGCAUACGGGGCGGCCGGACGCGUUAAUUGUUCGGGUUGGGUUGCCUGGUGUGACAUCCUCUACCCAAAUCCACCUCUCGCCAACCCCCACAACCUUCACCCUCCAAGCCACGGCCUCUGGGCGCCCCGCAAAGCAAUACACACUCAGCGUACCGUUACCGUUCCCGAUCAACCCCGAUAGCGGGACGGCGGUGCUUGACCGUGGGAGGGAGGAGUUGGUGGUUACGUUGGGGGUGCAGGAGAAGGAUGUGGUUGUGCCGGAGGAGGUUGAGGGGUUUGGAGGGGCUGUUGAGGAGGUGGGUGAUGGGGAGGAGAACGAUGAUAUACAUGGGGAGGAGGUUGGAGAUGCUGGGCAGGACGCGAAAACAGCGGAAGGGCUGGGAGAGCCCUCUGACGAAACACACACCAGCGGCCCGACGUCGCGUAUAGAAGCACUGCCAUCCCCCUCCCCUUUGGAGUCGGAGGCCGUACCCGAUGUCGCACCUUCCGACCUCCCUCCCGCCAUCGACCCCAUUCCCAUACCCGCCCUUCUCACCACGCCCGCAGAUCCUCACCCGGACCCCCGCCCGCAGCCCGCACCCACAGACCUCCUCCCAUCCGAAAGCGAGGACGAAUCAGAACCCGACGGCUGGGUCCGCGUUCAACCCUCCACAGACACAAACACCGAUACCAGUGUGGAAAGCGGCGAUGCAGGGACCGAGGGUGGUGGAGACGCAACCAGCAAAGUGGAAGUAGCGGUUGACGAUGACGCCGUGCUGGUGACGUUGACGAAUCGGCUUAUGUUUGAGUUGGAUGAGUGAAUUGGGGUCGCGGUGGGGAGUGAUGGACUAGACUGUUUUGAGACGCAAUGGGAUGUGAUUAGACGCUUUUUGGGGGGUUUGGGGUGUGAAUGUGGAGUCGGCUUUCUUGGGUAUGAGAAGUGGAUGACAUCGUCGAUGAAUGAAACAUGCCAUCUUUGCGCGGACACACAAGCAGCCA